Molecule: messenger RNA, 1617 nt
Organism: Musca vetustissima
Lineage: Eukaryota; Metazoa; Arthropoda; Insecta; Diptera; Muscidae
Gene: MFS16
Product: glucose-6-phosphate exchanger SLC37A2
Biological process (GO): transmembrane transport
Cellular component (GO): membrane
Molecular function (GO): glucose 6-phosphate:phosphate antiporter activity
Source: RefSeq, a predicted model, not a curated record
CCUCAUCGUACCCGCAGGAUGAGCCAUAAUUAUAAUGACAUCCCUGUGGGUGUAUUGACCGUGCAGAAAUUAUCACGCAGCUGUUGUCCACAAUUGCGAUGGAAAAAGGAAACAAUAUUCAAAGCGUCAACCUUUGUGUUGACCUAUUUAGCCUAUACUUGUUAUCAUAUGUCGCGUAAACCGAUAUCCGUUGUCAAAUCGGUAUUGCACACGAAUUGUAGUGAAUCGGUGGUGCAUAAUACCUCCUCAAAUGACUGUGGCUAUGCACCAUUUGAUGAUGCAAAUGCUCCCGCCUUAUUUGCCGCCCUGGAUUCAGCCUUUCUUUUCUCCUAUGCCGCUGCCAUGUUUGUAUCGGGUUUUGUGGCCGAACGGGUAUCGCUGCGUUACUUCUUGGCAUUUGGCAUGAUCUUUUCGGGUGUCUUUUCGUAUCUCUUUGGCAUGGCCAAAACAUGGAAUCUGCACGCCAUGUCCUUUUUCAUUUUCGUACAAGUCUGUGCGGGUAUAACACAAACAACCGGCUGGCCUGGUGUUGUGGCCUUAAUUGGCCGUUGGUUUGGCAAAUCAAAGCGUGGUCUUGUAUUUGGCAUAUGGAAUAGUCAUACAUCGAUUGGUAAUAUUUUGGGCACCCUUAUCGCGGCCCAAUAUGUUGAAAAAGAUUGGGCUUUGUCGUUUAUAAUGCCCGGUAUUAUUAUUGCCAGUGUGGGUUUUAUAUUGUUUUUAUUCCUGGUGGAUUGUCCCGAAAUGGUGGGAUGUUAUCCUGAAGCCACAGGCAUCACGGAUAGAUCGCCGCCCAAUGAUUCAGAUAUUGAAGAGGAAAAUACCAACUAUGAUGCGGUGAGUGUGAUGAAAGGCCUCCUCCCCCAUAACUCAAAUAUAUAUUUUUCAUUUUCUUUUCAGGAAAUAAAUUAUCGACCCUCAGAACGCACACCGAUUCUAGAUAACCGAUCCGCCACCCACAAUGCCCACGCUGAACGUCCCAUUGGCCUUAAAGAUGCCCUACGCAUUCCCGGUGUCAUUGAAUUCUCACUAUGUUUAUUCUUCUCCAAAUUGGUCAGCUAUACAUUCCUUUAUUGGCUGCCAUUAUAUAUCCAAUCUUCGAGUACCUUGGGUCCGGAACUAUCAGCCGAUUUAUCCAUACUCUUUGAUGUGGGUGGUAUAUUUGGUGCCAUUGUUGCUGGUAUGAUAUCGGAUAUGUCUGGCAUGUCGGCCACAACGUGUAUGGUCAUGUUGUUUUUGGCAUCACCAGUGCUUUUGGUCUAUCAAGCAUAUGGAGCCACUUCAGUAUUUGUUAGUGUAUUUCUAUUAAUUGUUGCCGGAUUUCUGGUAAAUGGUCCAUAUGCAUUGAUCACAACAUCCGUGAGUGCAGAACUGGGCCAGCAUAGCUCACUGGAGGGUAAUGCCAAGGCAUUAGCCACGGUGACAGCGAUCAUUGAUGGUACUGGAUCUAUAGGUGCCGCUGUGGGUCCCCUUAUGGCCGGUAUGAUAUCCAGUGGUGGUUGGCAAAAUGUUUUCUAUAUGUUGAUUGUAUCCGAUUUUAUUGCAAUGCUGCUAUUGGUGCGAUUAGUUAAAAAGGAAUGCACACGCGUGACCAGAUCACGAAUACGCAUAGAAUAAUAU